AACGAGCGUUCGUCUCGUCCAAACAGCCGUUUGUUCGUGUAUUUGUACUACCUAACACGAAUUCGCUACCCUGGCGAUAACUAGUCGAUAACAGCUGAUUGUUAUGUGACGAAAACGUAACAAAUGUGAAUUCUCUAACACGAAUACGACUUCAAAUAAAGAAAAAAAGAGUCAAAUUCAAACGAAAGAGUUUUUGCUAUCGUGUGAGCCGCUAAAAUGGAUAAUUCAAGCAAAAAAGUGUUUAAAAAAACUUCCAGUGCUCAGUUCGAUGUGCUGGUAAAAGAGCUGGAGAAAAAUCCAGACUUGGCAAAAGGCGCUCCAAUGUUUGGUGCGAGUAAGAGCCUGGUAGAACUGCAGUGGAAUGAAUUAGCCAAUAAAUUAAACGCACAUGGACCUCCACAAAGAACAGCUACCGAAUGGAAAAAGAUUUGGGCUGAUCUUAAAAGCCGCACAAAGAAGAAAAUUGCGGAAAAUGCGUCCAGCAUGCAUGCCACAGGUGGUGGACCAUUCCGGCUUUCACCGCUCACCGAUUUGGAGAAGGCCAUCGACCGGAUCUUGCUGGUGUCAAAAGCGGCCACACCAAGUGGUACAGUUCUCGGUGUAAGGCAAGUGGUUGUACGCUCAGAACCAGAGCUUGACCAAUCACCUCAACCACCAUCACCUGAGGAGCUGAUCCCAAUAGUUGUCACUACUCCGGUCCGCACAGCUGCACUAAUUGGGGUUGUGACACCUACCAGACAGCAGUCCACUACACCAAAAAGGCAUAUAGCCGCAGCAUCAGCGCCACAAAGCAGCCGGAAGAGAACUUUCCAGGAGCUUAUAGCCGAGUCAGCGAAGGAGCAAGCCUCUGCAGCGAAAAUUCAAGCUGAAGCUGCGCAAAAAAUGGCAGAAGCGGCUAUGAUUCAGGCUGAAUCCACCAGAUCCAUAGCAGAAACGCUUAAAGAGUUGCUCGAGAUCACAAUCAGGCAAGCACAGGCCAUUGAAAGUUUGCAAGACAAAUUUGUUUAGUUCCCUUUUUAUAUAUAUUUUUUUAUUUAAGCCACUUGACGGCGGAUAAUUUUGUUAAAUCAAAGUGUACAGUAAUUCAUAAAAGGAUAGACUCGGAGUUAAAAAAAAACUGUGGCCAUUUGUUCAACGAAAAUUUUUAAUUUGCUAAGUUUGUAUAAAAAUAUGA
Messenger RNA from Rhagoletis zephyria (snowberry fruit fly), 1174 nucleotides. Its product is annotated as nuclear apoptosis-inducing factor 1-like. NCBI's taxonomy places the organism in Eukaryota, Metazoa, Arthropoda, Insecta, Diptera, Tephritidae. Gene Ontology annotation, cellular component: nucleus. The record is from RefSeq and is a predicted model, not a curated record.